AUGACAUCACCUGUGUUUUCAAGGAAUAAGCUUGUAAAUAGUGAUGCUGCCCUUUUAUGGAGAGAAUAUAUUCGUGACGCCGCUGAACGAGCAAUAAGAGCACUUUCCUCUGCAACUUCUGAACCGUCCACCUCGCACCAUGCCAUCAUCAUUCCUACAGCAAAUUAUACCGCGAGAACAGCCGCUACUAUAACAGAAGAUGCUGAAAACCUGAUCCCACUAACUUCAUGGAUUUUCAAGGGUGUAGACUAUGGCAGAGCUGUUCGCAAAAUUCCAGCAAGCUGCCCAACAAAUGUUGACCAGCCUUCCAAGUGGAGAGAUUAUACUGUUCGCUUUGUUCAGCCAGAAUUAUGCGAUGCACAAGUGAUACAGUAUGCUGGUUACUUUGAUCUUGGUAAAGACAUUCAUUAUUACUUUUGGUUUUUUGAAAGUAAAAGCCAACCUUCUUCAAGUCCAUUGACUGUCUGGUUAAAUGGUGGACCAGGAUGUUCAAGCAUGAUAGGUCUAUGGCAAGAAAAUGGGCCUUGUAGAGCAUCAGCAGACGGAUCAAUCGAGCUCAAUCCUCAUAGCUGGACAUUACACUCAAAUAUGCUUUACCUUGAUCAACCUGUAGGUGCAGGUUUUUCAUACGGGGCUGCUAUGAACAUUACAGAUAAUUCACGUCUAUUUUAUGACGCAGUUCAGUUAUUCUAUGAAGCAUUUCCACAAUACAGUACGCUUCCUUUUCAUCUUUUUGGUGAAUCAUUUGCUGGAAGAUACAUACCUGUUUAUGCAGAUUACAUUGUUAAAAGAAAUAGGGAAAAUGGAGCAUUGAGUGUACCUAUUGAAUCUGUUGGAAUUGGAAAUGGCUGGAUCAAUCCAUUAACUCAGUUUAAAUAUGGUUCCACAAUGGCCUGUGGAUCAGAUUAUGGUCCAGUCCUUCCUCCCAAUAGUUGCCACAGGAUGGAUCUGGCGUAUAGACAGUGCGCUCAAUUUAUUCAAGAAUGCUAUGAAACAGACGAUUCACGUGUAUGUUUUCAAGCAGACAAUUACUGUACUAGUAACAUUGAUGGCGUAUUUGGGCAAUCACAUCGAAGUUACUAUGAUAUCAGAAAACCAGAAGGCACUAUCGAGCCCCCACAAGACUACAUUAGCCUUUUAAAUCAAGUGGAUGUACAAAAGGCUAUUGGAGUAAAUCCUAUGAGGUUUGAAGAGUGUGCUAAUGGCCCUUUUUUUACUAUUGCUUCAACGGGAGAAAGUGCAAGAAAUUCAGCUCCUCUUUUGUCCUUUUUGUUAAAUAAUGGAAUCAGAGUAUUAAACUAUGUGGGAGAUGCUGAUUAUUUAUGUAAUUGGUAUGGCAUUUACGCUCUCACCUUGGAACUUGAGCAUAAGGAUGCCAAGCUUUUUGAUGCCCAAAUGCUUAGACCAUGGGUAUAUCAGGGUGUCGAGCUCGGUCAAAUACAGUCUAUAAACAAUUUGGCGUUUAUACGCGUUUAUGAAGCAGGACAUGAGGUCCCGUAUUAUCAACCAGAAGCUGCAUUACUCAUUUUCGAUAAUUGGGUAAACAACAAGGCAUUUUGA
Molecule: messenger RNA, 1560 nt
Organism: Rhizopus microsporus ATCC 52813
Lineage: Eukaryota; Fungi; Mucoromycota; Mucoromycetes; Mucorales; Rhizopodaceae
Product: alpha/beta-hydrolase
Exons: 12
Coding region: 1-1560 (519 amino acids)
Biological process (GO): proteolysis
Cellular component (GO): fungal-type vacuole
Molecular function (GO): serine-type carboxypeptidase activity
Source: RefSeq, a predicted model, not a curated record